GCCAUUUACUCGGAAAUGAGUGAAAUAUUAAGAAAGGCUAUGAAACCCUGAGUAAUGGGACGCAGGGGUCGGCUCUGGAUGAAAGGGAGGUGUUAUAUGCAUCGUUAACACGCACCUGACACGUCUUUUAAUGUUGUAUAAGUGUUCCUUUGGUUCACUUACAGUGACAAUUUAAACAUCGGAAGACUUCCGGUUCCCCAGUUGUUUGUAAAGCCAUGGAUGGACCGGGGCACGUUUUCUCUUACACCAACAAGGAUUUUGUGUACGACGUGUGCCGGAUUAAUGGAAGGACUGAUGUCACGUCCAGGUUUGAUGUAGCCCUGAGAUGCGGGUGGGAAGAGAAGAUGAAACUCGGGCUCUUCAGAUAUCAUUUAGGGGAUUUGGAGACGCGUGUGUUAACCGGCGCAUGUGGAUAUAUCUCUCAGCUCAACAUUCAGAGAGGCAUCGAAAGGAGGAAACCUCAAGAAAUCCGGAGUAUCCAGCAGCAGUUUGACCCCAAACUCUUUAACUUCAACAAGAUCAAUUCAGCAGAAAUCUUGUUUGAGAUGCACAAAGCGGAGCAGAUUUAUACAGGAUGUGCUGGGAAAGGAACCUGUGCCACGUGUGUUGUGAUCAUAAACGUGAGCCCGUUAGAGUUCGGACACUGUUUGCUGGUUCCAGAGCCUUCCCGGUGUCAUCCCCAGAUCUUAACGCCUCUGGCUCUCCAAAUCGGGGUUGAGUCAUUGUUCCUUAGCGCAGAUCCCGGAUUCCGAGUCGGGUUUAACAGCCUGGGUGCGUUUGCUUCUGUUAAUCAUCUACACCUUCAUGCGUAUUACUUAAACCACCCUUUAAGAAUCGAGUCUGCACGCACAGAGGUCAUCUUUCCCAAAAAGAGCUUGUACCGGCUUGUGGAUUUUCCAAAAGCGUUCAUGUUUUAUACGGACGGACAAGACGAAGCGCAAGCGGUCACCGUCUGCAGGCUCACAGACUUUCUCAUAGAGAGAAAUAUCGCCCAUAAUGUCUUCAUGACUCGAGCCUGCGAUCCAGACAGUGACAGUGAAGCCCAGUCGUCACUUCGCCACGGAGUGCGCAUCUUCAUCUGGCCCCGAGUGACGUGUUUCGGAGCGAAAGAGGAAUCCGCAUUUAACGUGGCUCUGUGUGAACUGGCCGGUCAUCUUCCGUUUAAAAACAGAGAGGACUAUGAGCGCCUGGAUGAAGAUGGGGUCAAAGCAAUUGUUCAGAGGUACCUCCUAAGUGACGAAGAGUUUGCUGACUUAGAAAAAGAAAUUGUUGCAAAUUUAUAAACAGAAUUUGCUCAAAUAAUGAAUGUCUUUUUACAUUUAUGGCAUUUAGCAGACGCUCUUAUACAGGGUUAAGGGCCUUGUUUAGGGGCCCAGGAGGGGCAGCUUGGUGGCCCUGGGAUUCAAACUCAUGACCUUCCGAUCAGUAGUCCAACAUCUUAACCACUGAGCUAUCACUGCCCAUGUCUGGACUUGUUCUGUUAUAUCAGAAUCAGAAUCAGAAUGUGUUGACACACAAAAGGAAUUUGGGUCCAGCUCUUUGUGACUCUCAGAGGUACAGACAUAUAUGUAAGUGAUUUGAUGAUGUACACAUCUAGUAGUUAUUUAUUACAGAACAAUACCACAUUUUGCCAAUUCCCACUCACUAGCUACCUCUGAUACAUUUUAGAGAUACAAUGCUCAUAAUAGGACACAGGGUGUCCUACAGGGUGAACAAACUUAGAUGGAAUUGCUUACUGACACCCUUGACUAUAUAGUAUCGUUGCGAUUGAGUGCAGAGAGAAUUAUGCUCUCCUUCUCACCCAGAGAGCACUGUGUUGUGACAGUUUUUGUGUUGAAUAUAACUAAUAACCUAGAUCAGGAGUGUCAGAUUUUAUCUGCAAAGCGCCAGUGUAGGUGUUGAUUCCAGUCAAGCAAGAGAAAUACAUGAUUCUAUCCAUUUAAUAUGCUAAUAAUAGCUUUUAGCAGCCAGAUAUAGCCCUUUCCAGAUUUCCAGGAUUGAAUGCCAGGCCUAGAGCAAUUAACUGCAUACUGACAACAGCUAAUUAUUGUUAAUCUCAUUGCCGCUUGUCCAAACAUUUACAAUAGAGAAACACAGAGUAGGAGUGUAUCAGAUUUUUAAAAGAAAUAUCAAAUCCAUUCUGACACCAGUCCAGCAUUUCAAACUAUUAACGAUACCCAGUAUUGGAUUGCAACAUUUCACAUGAAAGCUAACAAACAAAAUGUCUUACCACAACACUUAAAUCACAGUGGCCUCAUGAUUAGUGGCCUCAUGAUACCAUGUCUAUAAUAACACUAUCCAUGUCUCCAACAUCUACUGAAAAUAGAAUGAAUGUAACUGUUUUUUUUUGCCUCUAAGAAAUGCUAAAUGCCUUUCUGUUUGUCAUGAGAAAAAAAAAACUACUGCAUGACAUUGCACUAUAUUUAUGAUAAAUAUUGUACCAUUGUUUUUGUUCUGUUCUUCAUUUUUUGUCUGUCCUCAUACUAUGAGUAACUAUAGGAUACUAUUUAUUGAUAACUGGUUAAUUAAAUGAUCAAUAGUACUGUUCAGAACUUAACGUCAGUAAAAGCAAGUUGGAACAAACGAUACACUGUCUUGAAUAAAAUGCCAGGAAAAUAAAAUUCUUUGUUUACUGCUGACUUAAUCAUUUUGUCAUUAAUAUGUGUGGUAUCUGCUAAUUGUAUUUGUACAACAACCGAGUCUUAUCAGAUUUGCAUGUUUCUCUUCUGUUUAUAUAACUUUGUAAUGCUUGUGGUUUGGAGUGUUACGUUUAAUUAAUUUGUGUGCUCCUGACAGUCAGUUGGGGUAAACUUAAUGUACUGAAUGCACAGCGUUAUUUAAGAUGCUUUUUAAGUA
This is a messenger RNA of Tachysurus vachellii, 2856 nucleotides long. RefSeq names its product GDP-D-glucose phosphorylase 1 (gene gdpgp1). Gene Ontology annotation, cellular component: cytoplasm. Lineage: Eukaryota; Metazoa; Chordata; Actinopteri; Siluriformes; Bagridae. The coding region runs from base 216 to 1283 and encodes 355 amino acids. The transcript has a single exon. The record is from RefSeq and is a predicted model, not a curated record. Gene Ontology annotation, biological process: glucose metabolic process. Gene Ontology annotation, molecular function: GDP-D-glucose phosphorylase activity.